Molecule: messenger RNA, 1887 nt
Organism: Archocentrus centrarchus (flier cichlid)
Lineage: Eukaryota; Metazoa; Chordata; Actinopteri; Cichliformes; Cichlidae
Product: E3 ubiquitin/ISG15 ligase TRIM25-like
Exons: 1
Coding region: 1-1887 (628 amino acids)
Molecular function (GO): protein binding; zinc ion binding
Source: RefSeq, a predicted model, not a curated record
AUGGCUGAGCGAGGACUUCAGCUUGACCAGGAGAAGUUUUGCUGCUCCAUCUGUCUGGAUCUGCUGAAUGAACCAGUGACGACCUCCUGUGGGCACAGCUUCUGUAAGGGCUGUAUUAAAAAGCAUUGGGAUGCAGAGGAUCAUCGGAGAGCCCACAGCUGUCCUCACUGCAGACAGACCUUCAUACAGAGGCCGGUGUUGGGGAAAAACACCAUGUUAGCAGAGUUGGUGGAGGAGCUGAACAAUAGUGGACUCCAAGCUGCUCCUCAUCCUCAGCACUAUGCUGGACCUGGAGAUGUGGCCUGUGACGUGUGCACUGAGAGGAAGCUGAAAGCCUCUAAGACCUGUCUGCAGUGUGUGGCCUCCUACUGUGAGCUCCACCUCCAGCCUCACUACGAAUCCUUGACGUUUCAGAAACACAGGCUGGUCGAAGCCUCGGCAAAGCUCCAGGAGAACAUCUGCUCUCAUCACAACAGAGUGAAGGAGGUCUUCUGUCGCAGCGAUCAGCAGUGUGUCUGUUACCUCUGUGCUAUGGAGGAACAUAAAGACCACGACACAGUGUCAGCUGCAGCAGAGAGGUCUGAGAGGCAGAGAGAGCUCGGGCCGAGGAGGAAAAAACUCCAGCAGAGAAUCCAGGACAGAGAAAACGACAUGAAGCUGCUUCAGCAGCAGGUGGAGGCCCUCAGUGACUCUGCUGAUAGAGCAGUAAGGGACAGCCAGACCAUGUUCAGCCAGCUGGUGCGACUCAUAGAGAAACGAAGCUCUGAUGUGAAGCAGCAUAUCAGAUCCCAGCAGAAAGCUGAAGUGAGUCGUGCUAAAGAGGUUCAGAAGAAGCUGCAGCAGGAGAUCACUGAGCUGAGGAGGAAAGACGCUGAGCUGGAGCAGCUCUCACGCACAGAGGACCACGGCCAGUUUCUCCUCACCUACCCCUCACUGUCAGGGCUCAGUGAAUCCACACGAUCGGCUGGCAUCAACAUCCAACCUCAGAGCUACUUUGAAGAGGUGACGGCAGCUGUGUCAGAGCUCACAAAGAGCCUACAGAGCAUCCUGAGUCAGGACCCAUCUGAGACCUCACUGACUGAAGGGGAGGCUUUACAUGGAGCAGAACAGCACAUGACUUUAAUGAAGCAAUCUUUCCAGCCACCAGAAGAGUCCAAGGCUUUUGUCAAACACCAACCACAUUUGGUGCUACCACCACCAUCUUUAAUGCAGCAACAACUGUGCUUGGUGCCACCUCCACCUCCACCAUCUUUCCAGCCACCAGCAGAGUCCAAAACUUUACUGAAACAGCUACCAUGUUUGGUGCCAUCACCACCUCCAUCUCUCCAGUCAUCAGGAGAGCCCACCACCAGAGCUGAGUUCCUCCAGUACUGGAAGAGAAUCACUAUGGAUCCAAACACCGUUCAUAGAGAUCUGCUGUUAUCUAAGGGGAACAGGAAAGUAACCUUUGGGAGUACUGUCACGCCAAACUUGGCUCAUCCACACAGAUUCACUGAGUGCCAUCAGGUUCUGAGCAGAGAGGCUCUGACUGGUUGUUGUUACUGGGAGGUGAAGUGGAAGAGGUUGGUUUCAGUAGCAGUCACAUACCGGUGCAUCAACAGAACAGGAAGUGACAGUGAAUUUGGAUACAAUGACAAAUCCUGGUCAUUAGAGUGUGACUGUAACAGCUAUAAAUUCCGGCAUAACAGUGCCCUUACUUUCCUCUCAGUUCCUCAGUCUUCCACAGUGGGGGUGUACCUGGAUCACCGUGCAGGUGUCCUGUCCUUCUACAGCGUCUCUGAGACCAUGACCCUCAUUCACAGAGUCCGGACCACAUUCACUCAGCCCUUACACGCUGGACUUUGGCUCGAUAUUUCUGGAUGUGCUGAGCUUGUUGAGCUGCAGUAG